This is a messenger RNA of Dioscorea cayenensis subsp. rotundata (Guinea yam), 562 nucleotides long. RefSeq names its product serine/threonine-protein kinase BSK1-2-like. The transcript has 2 exons. The coding region runs from base 44 to 562 and encodes 172 amino acids. Lineage: Eukaryota; Viridiplantae; Streptophyta; Magnoliopsida; Dioscoreales; Dioscoreaceae. Gene Ontology annotation, biological process: brassinosteroid mediated signaling pathway. The record is from RefSeq and is a predicted model, not a curated record. Gene Ontology annotation, molecular function: protein kinase activity.
UUCACCACCACAAUCAUUCCCAUUUCCCAACCCACCGCCGUUGAUGGGUUGCUGCUUUUCCACCGCCCACCAACCGCAGAACCCCGACUCCGACAACGACGACCACCACGACGCCCCAGACACUAAUGUCAACCCCGCCGAGGUGAUGGCCCUCUCACAAGACGGAUGGAACAAAAUCACCGAACAACAUCAAAAGGGAACAGCGCCCUUCCGCCAGUACACUCUUCGGGAGCUAAUGGUGGCGACGGAUGGAUUCAUCUUCCAGAACUUUCUCUCAAAAGGCGGCGGUGAAAUCACAAACAACACUCACAGGGGCCGCCUUCCUGGGGGCCAGCGAAUCGCCGUCAAGAGGUUCACCUUGUUGGCCUGGCCUGAUGAAGCGCAGUUUAGGGAGAUGGCGAUUAGAGGGGGAAGGUUGAGACACCGGAGGCUUGUGAACUUGAUUGGGUACUGCUGCGAUGCGGAUGAGCGGUUUCUUGUUGCGGAGUUCAUGCCCAAUGAUUCACUCGCCACUCAUCUUUCCAAGUGUAUGAUUUGUUCUCUUCUCUCCCUUGUAUACUAG